This is a messenger RNA of Onychomys torridus (southern grasshopper mouse), 2623 nucleotides long. RefSeq names its product sprouty RTK signaling antagonist 1 (gene Spry1). The record is from RefSeq and is a predicted model, not a curated record. The transcript has 2 exons. Gene Ontology annotation, cellular component: membrane; cytosol. Lineage: Eukaryota; Metazoa; Chordata; Mammalia; Rodentia; Cricetidae. Gene Ontology annotation, biological process: negative regulation of fibroblast growth factor receptor signaling pathway; negative regulation of MAP kinase activity; multicellular organism development. The coding region runs from base 614 to 1561 and encodes 315 amino acids.
GGCAUCGCAGCGCACCCGCGUGUCUGUGCGCAUUGUUGGCGACUGAUCCGCCCGGCGCUCGUGCCAGACCUGACUUUCCCGUCCCCGAAUGCGGGUUUGUCUCUAGCAGACGCGCCGCUCGGACGCGCUUUUGACUACAGGGCAUUCCGUGGGGGGCCAAACGUGCACGGCCGCGUGUGUCGCGGGCUCGUGGCAAUCCAUCACGGCGAAUAGGACAGCGUCCCGGGCUGGCAAGGGACUCACGUGUUUCUGUCUCUGCUCGUCUGCAGCCGGCGUGGCGACUGCGGGGACGCGGACCUGCGGGGACCCGAGCGCCCGGGACCUAGCCGGGCCGCGCGCCUGACGACCGAGACUGGACGGUGCUGUGGAGCGGGCGCCGCGCGCACCCGGCGGAUGUCCCGGAGCCGCCCUCGGCCGCCGCCAACCGCGGAGAAGCGCCCCUGCCCGGGGGCCGCCGAGGCCGCAGCGCGGGCUAUGAGCGCCCGGCCGCCCCGGCGCGCUUGAUGCGGCGCGCACCCCGCCCGCUCGGCGCCCCGGGCCGGCGCCGCGGAGGCCGAGGAUUUCCGAUGCAUGCCAGGUUUCCGCUGACUGCGGGAAUUGGAGAUCACUCCACAUGGAUCCCCCAAGUCAGCAUGGCAGCCACGCUUCGCUAGUGGUGAUUCAGCCACCGGCUCUGGAAGGGCAGCACAGGUUAGACUGCGACAGGGACCCUCAGCCUGCCGCGAUUCUGUCCCUGGACCAGAUCAAGGUCAUCAGAGGCAGCAAUGAAUACACAGAGGGACCUUCAGUGGUGAGAAGACCAGCUCCUCGCACUGCACCAAGACCCGAAAAGCAGGAAAGGACUCAUGAAAUCAUACCAGCCAAUGUGAAUAGCAGUUAUGAGCACCGACCUGCCAGCCACUCCGGCAAUGCCAGGGGCUCGGUGUUGAGCAGGUCAACCAGCACCGGAAGCGCAGCCAGUUCAGGCAGCGGCAGUGGCAGCAGCGCGACUUCGGAGCAGGGCCUGUUGGGAAGGUCUCCGCCCACCAGGCCCAUCCCCGGUCAUAGGUCAGAUAGGGUCAUCCGGACCCAACCCAAGCAGCUGCUUGUGGAUGACUUGAAGGGUUCCUUGAAAGAGGACCCCACCCAGCACAAGUUCAUCUGCGAACAGUGUGGCAAGUGCAAGUGUGGAGAGUGCACAGCCCCUCGGGCUCUGCCCUCCUGCCUGGCCUGCAACCGCCAGUGCCUUUGCUCGGCCGAGAGCAUGGUGGAAUAUGGGACCUGCAUGUGCCUGGUCAAGGGCAUUUUCUACCACUGCUCCAAUGAUGACGAUGGGGGCUCUUACUCAGAUAACCCGUGCUCCUGUUCACAGCCCCACUGCUCUUUCCGAUACCUAUGCAUGGGAGCCCUGUCUUUAUGCCUACCCUGCUUGCUCUGCUACCCUCCCGCCAAGGGCUGCCUGAAGCUGUGCAGGGGUUGUUAUGACUGGACCCACCGCCCUGGCUGCCGGUGUAGAAACUCCAACACUGUCUAUUGUAAGCUGGAGAGCUGUCCCUCAAGGGCUCAGGGCAAGCCGUCAUGAUUUCCGGAGGUGGAUUAGACUUCCUGAAUGUCCAGCUUCCAAACUGUGGCUGUUAAGAAACGGUGGUAUUUCUUCCCAGUCUCUGAUGCUCCUCGGCAGGAGUGAACUGUGAAACUGCACCCAGCUUGUUCCCACCCCACCUCGAGGAUUCUGGGAGCUAGGAGUGCCUCUGGAGCCUUUGUGUGCUGCAUCAGCUCUCCCACUGUGUCUGUGAGGAUGUAUGCACGCCCAGACUUGGCUGAGAGAUGUUUGGGGUCGGGUACUGUGGGAUCAGGGACUUGGUUUGGUUUGUUAAAAAGUAACCAUGUAAGUGCUUAAAUAAGCUAUAUAUUAAUCUGCCUCUGAUGAGAGCUAUCUUAGUCUCCCAUCCCCAAGUCCAAUGGGAGGGUCUACUUCUUAGAACACAGUUAGCUCCGCAACAGCUCACUGCCCUUCCCUUCCAGCCCUCAGAUUCUCUCCAUAAUGCACUGUGGAGAUGCCAAUGCGUCAUCCCACCUUACCACCCUUUUUGGUCAUAGUUCUGGAUUCGCUCUGCAGCGUUGAUCUUCACGCUACAGAUGAUGUUGGCUAAUCCUUGUUCCACCUCUAGCGCCCCUAUCUGUGAAGGACUUCCUUCCCUUCCGACCCCCACUUCACCGAGGGCUGUUGGUAACUGUAGUUGAAAUUCCUGUCUGAUCCGCCCCUGGGCCUCUCAGAGCUACAGCUCCGUAAGGUGCCUUUGGCCUCUGACUGGCCUUUUGACUCUUAACAGCUGGGUCUUUCCAAUCCUGUGUUUUCAUUGCCUUAACCACAAAUUGUGGUGCUUUUUGUAUAUUAUAUGUAUAAAUCACAAAGUUGAAUCCUGGCUAUUUUUAAGACAAAAGUCUGUUAAACUUUUUUAUUGUAAAGAAUAUUUAUUAUGCGAAUCUAUUAUUUUAUGAUAUUUAUUGCAAAAGACUGUUGAAAUGUACUCAUGUCUGAUUAUAACAUAUCACUACUUCCUGAAAAACAAGGUGACUCGAAGAAAGUACAUAUAUGUUAACUACAAUGCAGAAAAUAUAUCAAUUAAUGAAACUGUCUUGA